Molecule: messenger RNA, 1918 nt
Organism: Periophthalmus magnuspinnatus
Lineage: Eukaryota; Metazoa; Chordata; Actinopteri; Gobiiformes; Gobiidae
Gene: mfsd8l1
Product: major facilitator superfamily domain containing 8-like 1
Exons: 11
Coding region: 282-1763 (493 amino acids)
Biological process (GO): transmembrane transport
Molecular function (GO): transmembrane transporter activity
Source: RefSeq, a predicted model, not a curated record
CCUGGGGCAAGUACGUUUUCUAUACACUCAUGGGUCAGAGUCGUUGGACCUUUUGGAAUAAUAUAACAUUUUAGAUGACCAUGGAACUGAUGAAUCUCGUCUUAAGAACUUCUGUAUUUUUUUAUUUUAUGAAAAGCAGCGGAUAUGAUGCGUGAUGUGGUUCCGCAUUCGCAUCUAAUUGGAAGCACUACACUCGAGAUUACUUGUCUAUCCCAACAAAUUGUCGCCUGUAGCUCCAAGAAUAAUGAAUAAACACCUUUAAUAUAGUCGCUGCUAAAGCCAUGGAUGAACAACGCAAAAAGAAGCUGACUUAUUUCACGAUUGGACUUCUGUUCCUUCUAAGCGGAGUGGAAUAUGCUGUAAUAUUACCAACGAUAUGGAGAUACUUGCAGACUUUGGAUGCUGCUCCAUACUUCCUUGGUCUGUCUCUCUCAGCCUUCAGCUUUACUGGGCUCCUUUCAGGACCACUCUUUGGGCAUUGGUCCGACCGAACACGAACCACCAAGAAGAUCAUAUUGUUUGCCAAUCUUUUUGAGAUUGUGGGUAAUUUUAUGUACUUUAUGGGCCUUUCUAAGUGGCUCCUUUUGUCAAGUAGACUUGUAGCAGGCAUUGGCACUGGUGCUGGAUCUUCUAUCUUUGGAUUUUUAACAAGAAGCACUCUUCCUGAGAACCGGGCGUCUGUUUUUGCUGCUGUCAUGGCAUGUCGACAAGCUGGCCUUCUCAUUGGUCCAGCAUUUAACAUUUUCCUAAGGUUGUGUGAUUUCCGUUUGGGACCUUUUGUCGUCAACAAGUACACAGCACCUGGGCUCUUUAUGUGCGCACUGUGGACCUUACUUCAGCUGGCUAUUGUUUUCAUGUACUGGGACCUGCCGCCUUUGGAAAGAAGCAUUGCUAAAAACAGGCAAACAAACGGGAGCAGUGUCAGUGAGCAAGGAGCUGAAGAAGAUAAUGAAGACAACAAUGACGAGGCACAACCACUAAUGCACUCUCAGGAGGUCCACGGCUCUUAUGGCUCAGUGGUAACGCCUGACCAGUCUAGCAACCACAUCUGUGCCAACACAAAUCACAUCUCCCCACCUACGUCUCCUACAGCAGAGUCCCCGGAGUCGUCCAACCCCUUUAAAAACUUUAACUUAUCCCGGGAGUUCCUGAGAGAAGAGGUUGUUGUGUUGCUGGCAGCUCAGUUCAUUACCCUGUUUAAUCAGACUGCUUUAGAGACCAUGGUGACCCCGCUGACUCAGAAGUUCUUUGGCUAUGGCGAGCUGGAGAAUAGCAUCAUGUACUGCCUGUGUGGUGUGGAGGUGAUCGCAGGCUUCUUCUUUGUGCGCUGGCUGAGCGGGCGUGUAGCUGAGAGGGUGGUCCUGGCUGUGGGCCUCGUCAUCUGCAACAUCUCCAACGUGUGGUGCCUCAUCUUCUUGGCCUCCCCACUAGGAGACUUUCCAUGGAAGCUGACUGAGUUCAUCAUUGGGGUGUUUCUUCAGGUUUUGGGUUUGCCAUUUGUGGCUGUGGCCCAAGUCUCACUGUAUUCCAAAGUUACUGCAGAGAAAACACAAGGAUUCAGUCAAGGAGUGCGUCGCUCAGUGGGGGGUCUUGCCACCAUCCUGGGACCUCUCUGGGCUGGAGGUCUGACCGACAAUAUGUACGUCAUGUUGGGAGUCAUGACGGGUCUUCUUGUUCUUUUAUCGGUCAUGCUGGUUUUCUCCUACAACCGUCUGGUUGAACCUGCUGCUGAGGACCAAAAUAACACAUCAGAAGACUGCUGAGUUUGUUCACUGAGACUGUGAAGGAAAGUGCACAUCCCCUCACACAUUUAUAAACACGUAUAUGUAUGUUUCCCAUGGAAAUGUGGACUCUACAUGUCAUUUCACAUGUUUAGUGUUUUGUUUUUUUAUACUGGCUGUCAGUAAAGUGUGACACU